This is a messenger RNA of Endocarpon pusillum Z07020, 795 nucleotides long. RefSeq lists its product as uncharacterized. Bases 1 to 795 code for a protein of 264 amino acids. The record is from RefSeq and is a predicted model, not a curated record. NCBI's taxonomy places the organism in Eukaryota, Fungi, Ascomycota, Eurotiomycetes, Verrucariales, Verrucariaceae. The transcript is spliced from 2 exons.
AUGGCCAUCGGGGGCGCCUUGCUGCGCAUCUCGCAGACACUUAUCCGCGCACUGCAACUAUGUUGUGCUAUCGUCGCCUGUGGUGUCUUCGCAUACUUCCUCGCAAUCCUCGCCCAACGCGAUCUUCCUGUCGCUACCUAUGUCCGAGCUGUUACUGGCAUGUCUGGAGCUGCCAUCAUCUACACCGCAUUCGCUGUUCUCUUGACACUCUGCUUCGCUGGAGUGGCAUUCCUUGGCUAUCUCGCCAUCUUCCUUGACAUCUGCUUUAUUGGCUGUUUUGCCGCCAUCGCAUAUUUCAGCAGAGGAGGAGCGAGAGGCUGUUCCGCUAAUGUCGACACGCCCUUGGGCAAUGGCCCCUCGGAUUCCGGAGCUUCACCCAGACUCGGCACUGCAUGCAGACUCAACACUGCAGUUUUCGCCGUCUCGAUCUUUGCUAUACUCCUCUUCAUCCUGUCUGCCAUCCUACAGUUCCUGAUGAUCCGCAACCACAAGAAAGAAAAGCGCUACGGCCCUUCCCCAUCCAACAACUACACCUCUGGCCCCGGCAAGACGCCAUUCUGGAAGCGUAACCGCAACAAGCGUGCUACACGAGAUGCUGAGUUGGCAACUGCUCCAGGCACAACCGGUUACGGCAGACCAAGCCACGAGACAGGUUUCACCGAUACCACCAUGGUCGGUGGUGUUCCAGAGCCCAAGUAUGGUCAGCCUGGCUAUGGACAACCGCAUGGACAGACGGCACACGCAGCAUCGACCAACUAUUAUCAGGGUCAGAGCAACGCUGCGACCAAUUACUAG